Naegleria lovaniensis is the source of this 1125-nucleotide messenger RNA. RefSeq lists its product as uncharacterized. The coding region runs from base 1 to 1125 and encodes 374 amino acids. The transcript has a single exon. The record is from RefSeq and is a predicted model, not a curated record. Lineage: Eukaryota; Heterolobosea; Eutetramitea; Acrasida; Naegleriidae.
AUGGUUCAACGACCACAACCUCUAUUGAUGUCUUGUUCGAAUAACGAGUACAAUGUCAACGAUGACGAGAUGAGUUUAACUGUGGUUUGUUCCAAUGAUGUCGUAUCGGAAGUGAGGAAACAAACAACAAAUGCCCUAAUGAAAAGAAAAGAGCAUCCUCCGAGUAGAAAAUAUAUGUACAGUAGCAAUAAGGCUUCAACUAAAAAUGUAAUGAAUAACAAGACUCCUUCUUUCUACAAGGAAAUUGGAAAUUCAAUAUUUGUGGAUGCAGAAUGGAAUGAAUUUUUAAAUGCAAAUCCGAAGGUGUUGCAAAUUAUUUUUCGAUUCUUGACGAUAGAAGAUGUUGUGAGGAGUGAAUUUUAUGUGUGCAAAUAUUGGCAAGAUUUGAUUUUAAAUCUAUAUGGUGACCGAUUUAAAAAUCAAUAUAAAAUGGAAAAUGAACUGUUGAUAACGAGUCGAUUUCGUUUUGAAGCCCACACCACCAAUGUGUUUGACCAAAUUGAAGAAGAGGAUCAAAAGAUUAUGAUGGACGAAAUUCCUCUGAAACAACAAGCCGAAAAGAAAGUGCGCUUUUCCAAGGAAGAGGAAGGAAAAGAAAUCAUUCCUUGUGAUAUUGCCUAUGAUAGAAAUGUCACAAAAAGAUUUCUCAUCAAUUCAAAAGACGUUGUUGAGAGGUAUGCCCUCUUCGUGAGAUAUACAUGUCUUUCAAGAGCCAGAGAAGCAUUAUAUCGAUAUAUUAACUACUUGUUAGAUGCGUAUACGCAAAUUACCACUGAAGAGGCAAAGAGAUUUCGAAAAUUUAUUGGUUGGAAUGAAAUGAAUGAGCAAGAAAGGAUUAAUAUUCAUCAAUCUCUUUUAAAACAGGCCUUGCAAUGGUGUAACGUUACACUUAAUUUUCCUACCAAAAAGGUGACAGAGUUAUUUGAUUUGAGUCGUGACAUUGUAUUGCUAUCUGGAGAUUUUGCUGGUUUUGACAUGGAAAUUGGUGUAGAAAAGCAAGGGAAAACACGUGUCGUUUUCGACGAGGUGGCGCAGUUGAGUGAUGACGCUAUGGACAGCCUUUUGUCGAAUUAUUCUUCUGUAUCAUUUGUGGAUGAUGACAAGUUCAACAAGAAACAUGUCUAG